Molecule: messenger RNA, 1701 nt
Organism: Paramuricea clavata
Lineage: Eukaryota; Metazoa; Cnidaria; Anthozoa; Malacalcyonacea; Plexauridae
Source: the annotation of a GenBank genome assembly
AUGCCUCGUCAACGUAUUCACGUCGACUGGAAAACUGUUGAAGGGGCAUUUAGUAAACCUCGAAGACUUCACUUAGAAAAUGAUAAAGAAGGUCUUUUCCAUUGCCCUGCACUUGGCUGCGAACAUGAUGGUUUCGCGAGUCAACGAGGCUGUCGAAAGCACGUCAAAACAAAACAUCCGUGGUAUAUAUAUUUUGACACGAAACCCAUAAUUUCUACCGAGAGCGAACGAAAACUUGAUGUGAAUCAGUCCUGUUCGUCGGAAAGCAAACCAACGCUGCCGUGUUGUGCUACAAAUUCACAAUUGGCACGAUUAUUUUUUUCAUGGCUACAAAGCACGACCGGUGGCGGAAGGCAAGGGAAACAUGCUGAAAUCUCGGUAACUCGAGCAUUUAAAUUCUUGAAGUAUUGUUGUGAACAAUCGGGCGAGGAUGAACAAAACCUGUCGUCGAAUGUCCAACUUGUUGAUUACUUUUUGUGUUCUUCCAAAUUUCUAACAGAUUUUCUUGAUCACCUCGAAAGCACCUGGCAAAUGGGUCAAUCUGGUCGACUCGGCUACGUAAACAGUAUCGCUGACCUCUUAGAUUUCCGUCGAUUCCAUGCACCUUCAGGGCCCGUACUUCAAAAUUUUUCCAUUACCGAAGUAUACAUAAAACGUGCAAGGCAAUGCUUCGCAAAGCAGAUGCGUUCUCACUGGACUACAGACUUAGAUAUUGCAAGCCUCGAAUCGAAAAGAAGUUGGACUACGCUUGCUGAACUUCAGACAGUAAUUCCCUUUCAUUUACAACGCUACAAAACAAUUCUAGAAGAGUGCAGGAAAAAAUCUUUUAUCACUUCAACUGACUUGACUUUUGCUACAAGAUUUGUUGCCGUCUUUAUGUUUGUCAGAGUGAAAGGAUGCCGACCGAUGACCUACCACCAUUUGACAGUCCCUAUGUUUGAAAGCGCAAAAACAAACGCUGGAAUGGUCGAUCAAACCAUUUUUAAAACGGCACAAAGAUAUGGGUUCAAUUCUCUUUACUUCGACGAGAUGAGCUUGGUAAUUGUCAAUGAUUACGUUCAAUACGUGCGACCCCUGCUGAAACCACAAUGUGAAUAUUUGCUAGUAAAUCGAAGCGGUAGUCAAUUUCAGAAGCUCACUGAGUUACUUAGCGUUCUCGUGUUUGAAGCGAUAGGCAAGUACAUUCACCCGACGAGGUACAGGCAGAUUAUCGAAACGGAGAGCGUAAACAAUUUAGAUUUGGAAGAACAACAAUUGGUAUCCGAGGACCAAAAACAUAGCUCAAACGUGGCGAGAGUUCACUAUCAGAAGCUGCGGUCUCGGGAAGUAGCGUUAAAGGGACGAUCAUGCAUGGAAAAACUGCGCGCGGACCAUGGCAGAGCAAUGGACAUUUGCGUACAGCAAUUGAGACAGCAAGAUUCCAACGCGGGAAUUGAAGUGAAAGACAUGGAAACCGAAGGCGAUGGUGAGACGGCGUCAUCUCAUACAAGCGAAGGGGAGAUUGAAAACAACGAUGAAACGCUACGAAAAAGCAGGGUUAAAGUCAGGUUUACACAAGAGGAGGACAAUUAUCUUAGAAAAGGGAUAGUAAAGUUUGGUAUGCGCUGGACUGCAAUUUUAAACUGCCCGCUGUACAAGUUUGAACAAUCCAGAGCACCGACAACAUUACGAAUGCGUGCGACAACACUUAAAUUAAUAUAG